Entamoeba invadens IP1 is the source of this 624-nucleotide messenger RNA. RefSeq lists its product as hypothetical. NCBI's taxonomy places the organism in Eukaryota, Evosea, Mastigamoebida, Endamoebidae. The coding region runs from base 1 to 624 and encodes 207 amino acids. The transcript has 3 exons. The record is from RefSeq and is a predicted model, not a curated record. Gene Ontology annotation, molecular function: GTPase activity; GTP binding.
AUGUCUGAUCCAAAAGAUUACUUGUUUAAGCUUCUCCUCAUUGGGGACUCUGGUGUCGGGAAAUCAUGUCUGCUCCUCCGUUUUGCCGACGACACUUACACCGACACACACAUUGCUACCAUUGGUGUCGAUUUCAAAAUUAAGACAGUCCAAAUCAACGGCUUAAACGUUAAAUUACAAAUUUGGGAUACUGCAGGACAGGAAAGAUUCAGAACUAUUACCUCUUCAUAUUAUAGAGGAGCCCAGGGCAUUAUUGUCGUAUACUCAGUGAUUGAUCUUCAAACAUUCCAAAAUGUGAGACAAUGGCUUCAAGAGAUUGAGCGAUACGCUUCUGAGUCUGUAAUUAAGUUGUUGAUUGGAAACAAAUGUGAUUUAGAGGAUGAGCGUGCUGUGACAGUCGAGCAAGGCCAAGAGUUGGCGAACUCACUGAACGUUUCCUUUAUGGAGAGUUCCGCCAAGAAGGCGCUCAACGUCGACGAACUCUUCAACAAGAUUGCUACAGACAUCAUGAAGAACUUGCAAACUUCCAACACCCCAAGCAAGACCGACGACAAGGCUAACCUCAGUAAAGGAAACGGGAAGGCCAAACCAGAAAAGAAGAAGUCGUUCUGCUCAAUGAUUUAA